Molecule: messenger RNA, 1017 nt
Organism: Trifolium pratense (red clover)
Lineage: Eukaryota; Viridiplantae; Streptophyta; Magnoliopsida; Fabales; Fabaceae
Product: replication protein A 70 kDa DNA-binding subunit A-like
Exons: 10
Coding region: 1-1017 (338 amino acids)
Biological process (GO): DNA recombination; DNA repair; DNA replication
Cellular component (GO): nucleus
Molecular function (GO): DNA binding
Source: RefSeq, a predicted model, not a curated record
AUGGUGGAGAAGGAAGUGAUGAUGUACUCUCCGCUCAAUCUUUAUCCUGUUGACAUCCCUAUACAUAUUUUUAAUGAUAACUAUGAUACCGAUUAUUUGAUAGAUGUGAUGGGAGUCUUGAAAGCUGUGGGUGUUGAAAAGGUUUAUUCUCGAAAUGGAAGCGAAUCAAAGAUGAUUCCUAUAGAGCUGAACUACGAUGGAUUCUGUUUCAAAGUUACACUCUUUGGACCUUAUGCGGACGAGUUGAACGCUUUUAUCGCAUCUGGUGAAGCAGAUAAUGCUGUCGUUGCUGUUUUGUUGGCCAAAGUCAAAAUGUUCCAAGGUCAACCAACUAUUCAAAACACCAUAUACGCCACUAAACUGGUUUUCAAUCCUGUUUACACAUCUGCGGUUGAUCUCAAGAAAAGGAUGCUUGGGAAAAGUGCUACUCCAUCACCUGGUAUUUCUCUAUUAAAAGAUACUUCUAAAAUUAGCAAUGAGGAUGAUUUUCUCAAUUUGACGCCAAUGACAACUAUUGACGGAGUUAAGGAUUGUAGUGUGGAAAAGACAUUUGCUGUAUUUGGUACGGUGAAUUUUAUCGAUGGUUCUGAAUGGUGGUACACUGCGUGCACCUGUAAUAAAAAAGUUUAUCCAGAUGAGCGUAUGUACUUUUGUCCUAAGUGCAACAAGCAUGUCAUCAACGUCUCUCCAAGGUACAUGAUUAAGGUCAAAGUUAUUGACCAUACUGAUUCUGCUACCUUUCUCAUUUUUUAUCGUGAUGCUACCGAUCUAUUCAAUAAAUCUUGUGCUGAUAUGAUCGAAGCUUUUGGGAUGGGUAAUUUGGCCGAUAUUCCAGAAGAGAUUGGUGAUCUGGUUGAUAAGUCAUAUCUUUUUAAGGUUGAAACCAAUGUUGAUCCUUCUGGCAUGUACGAAAAAUCUUUUAAGGUCAAGAAGAUUGUGGCCGACCCUGUUUUGAUUGAAAAGUUCAAAGCUAAAUAUGUAGAAUAUUUGUUUGAUGCUUCGAGGAAGUUGAUUUAG